Molecule: messenger RNA, 4188 nt
Organism: Drosophila biarmipes
Lineage: Eukaryota; Metazoa; Arthropoda; Insecta; Diptera; Drosophilidae
Exons: 4
Coding region: 111-3917 (1268 amino acids)
Biological process (GO): regulation of transcription by RNA polymerase II
Cellular component (GO): nucleus
Molecular function (GO): zinc ion binding; RNA polymerase II cis-regulatory region sequence-specific DNA binding; DNA-binding transcription factor activity
Source: RefSeq, a predicted model, not a curated record
GGUAAAGUGGAAUAAACAAAAUGCAAGUUCAACCUGAGAUAAAACAAUUAGCCAUGCCGAAUAGCCGUUGAUAAAAGCCUUUUAAGACAAGCCCCUGGGAUCCGGCCAAGAUGGAACGGUUCGCUUUCAAGAUCGACGCGGCCCUCAAGGCGAAUCUCUGCAAGAUCUGUCGGCUGUGCGGCAUUGACAAUCCCCAAAAAGUGAACAUACUGCUGCCAAAUGAGGGCGAACCUAUCGACCUGGACGAGCCCAGAAUGUCCCAGAAGAUCUACGAACUGGUGGGCUUCACGGUGUCCGUGGACGACAAAAUGCCACAGACAAUGUGCAGCCAGUGCGUGGAUAAAAUCAAUGAUUUUUAUGAGUUUCGGGAAAUGUGCUAUGCCACCAAUAAGCAAACUAGAAACCUGCUGGGACUGAAGCAAAUAGAGCCUGCAAAGCUCAUGGAUUUUAGGCCCAUGGUUAAGGAGGAAUCGCACAUUUCUGGAGCAGCUGCCAAACGCGGCAGGAAGCGUAAGGGUGACGAUACGACUUGGCCAAGGAGUAACCUUAUUCCCAAGCAGCCGGUCAAGAAGGAGCCAUUUGUGUGGCACAAGAAGCAGAAGCUGCAGCCUGCACAAACGGCGCACUUACAGCCCAAAACAGAGCCUGAAAUCAAAGAGGAGCCCGCUGAAUCGGAGAGCAGCCUCAAGGGUGCAUGGAAAAAAGUAGGCCGCAAGUCCAUUUGCAGCGUUUGCGGGGAGAAGUUCCUCAGCAAGGAGCUGGCCGACGAGCACAAGAGUCUGGUGCAUGUGCCCUCUAUACCCCGCUACAUGUGCAACGCCUGCAACCAGACGCACCACAACCAGAGCGACAUACGAGCCCAUCAGCUGUGGCACAAGCUCUCGAAGACGCCCUACAAGUGUCCCGUGUGCGAUACCAGCGUUGCCAAUGCCUAUGCCUUUGCGCGCCACAUGCGCGAGCACACACCGCCCACGCCCGUCCAGCUGCUCGUCCUGGACCGGGAGUGUCCGCUGUGCAAGAAGACCUUCGUCACGAACUUCUUCUACAACACUCACCGCUGUGCCAUCCGCAAACGCAAGUGUGGCGGCUGCAGUCGCGCCCUAAACACCGAAGCGGCCUACAUGCGCCAUGCCCCAACCUGCGCGAAGAUUUAUCUCAAUCACUCGAAGCACAUCAUGCCCGAGACGGUGACCAAUGAGGCCCAGAUGCGCAUCACGAAUGAGGUAGAGGAAGAGCUGCUGGGCCUUCCCCCGGCCACCACUGUGCCGCCGGAUUUCGUGAUAGAUGAGGGCAUGCUUCCGGUUGUAGUCCUGGAGCGCCUGUCAUCACCUCUGCUGCGGGCUUCGGCUGGAGAAAAUCGACUGGGUGCCACCAAAAGCAGAAAUAGCGAAAGGGUUUCGUCCAAGAGCUACUUAAAGCGAAUGGACCAGUUGCUCAAGAACACGAUGAGCACCCUGGUCAGCAUCAAGCAUGAGCCGGAGGUGCAUAUUAAUGACACGGGACCAGCGCCAGAGCAGGCCGAGAGCGAACCCGAGCCGGAUGAACCACCUGGUUUUGAAGACGAUUUCCGGGCGGCAAACGAUGACAGUGAAGAGGAAGCACAAACAGAGGAGGCCCUGGAACGGCAAUCCGCUGAAGCUACUGUUACAGCCUCUGCCAGUGACGAUGUGCCUAGUGUAUCGGUCAAACAGGAGCCUGAGGAUGAUGCCUAUGACAAGCAGAUGGGCGUGAAGCAGGAGCCUUUGAAGCUUAAGCUUAAAAUAACGAAGAAUCACGGAAAGUUGAACUCUUCGCUUAUAGAUGAACUGGAUGAGGCGGGCCAGGCAUCUGGCAGAAGCAUCAAAAAGAAAAAGAAACGGAAGCACAAGGAACGGGAGAAGGAGGCACCGGCGGAGGCAGAAAACUGUCGAACAGAAUCUCAGGAUCAGCAGCCCGCGGUUAGAAUCAAACAAGAACCCGUCGAUUAUCCUCCCGAGGCCACUGUCAUGACCACUAUUCCCAUGACGCAGUUCGAGAGCAAUUUCAAUGAAAACCAACAACGCGAGGGAGAUGAUGACGAUAUGGCCCUUCCGCAGGAAGAUGUUAAGCCCAAUCGCAUGGAGCUUGAUCGUAUGAUGCAGAUCUCACAUGUGGCCAGUGGCGUGGAUAUGGCAGAAGAGGCAAUGCCCUUGGAGAGGGCCCAAGAAGCCACUGCCGAUGAACCUCAGGCGGACGAGCAGCUGAAAAAGAAGUUCCCGCCGAAGGUUACGCCCGUAAAGUCCACUGCACGCAAAAGCACUGGAGGAGCUCAACGGAAGGUGCCUUCGCCUCCGCAGCAGACUCAUCUGCCGCAGAUCGUAGCUGUGGUGAGUGGCGAGUCGGCAGCUAACAUGAUUCCGAAUGUUUCCAUCAAGCCGGAGCCGCGAAAUCGGGGCUAUGGGGACGAGGAGCCAGAGGAGCAACAAGACAACACCGAAGAGAUUAAUCACAACGACAAGAUGGAGGAGGAAGAUGCCUACAUUAAAAGUUUAGAUCUAAAUAACUUAAAUAUAAAACAGGAGAAGGACUUGGAUAUUUCUGAGUCAGAGCCCAUGCUUUGUAACGGACUAAAUAAGGGCGAUGGCGGCGACGACGAUGGAAACGAGGACAGUGCAUCAUCGGCCGACGAAGCCGAGGAAGCUAUAGAGGAGGACGAAGAAGUGCGCAUCUAUCGUGAAAUCGAGCUGCCACCUUUGGAACCCCAAGGCGAGCAGGAGCCGGAGGAGACUUCACACAGAUUACAAGUGGAACCAGUGAGAAUGGACACAGAGGCUUUAGUUGCAUUGCCAGCCGAAGAAACUCCACCGCAAACUCCGCAAAAGCCACAGGCCCCUGGAUUUAGCUUGGUCAUAACCAAUAUCUGCAGUCAAGCCGCUUCGGAAGAAGUUGGAGGUUAUGCUUCGAACUUUGAAAACCCUUCGCCCCUUGCCAGCGAAAGCAAAUCUUUAGCAGAUGAGCAUCGAUCCGGUACACAGGAAAGUCCAUCGCCUUCUGCAAAAGACAUACCUUCUGAAGCGGUCAAUCAAUUCCACGGAAAUCUCGAAGCUGAACCGCUCACGGCUAUAGAGACCCAGCCUUUGGUGGAUGCGCCCUCCAUCCUUGAAGAUGGAAGACAGUCUCUUGCAGUUUUGGUACCUGACCAUGAAAUUCCUCUAACUGCAGCAAACGAUGAGGAUACUUCCCACCUUGGCGCCGAACUUCAAUCCUCCAACCUUGCUGUUGAAGAUGUCUCCAUAGCAAACGGUGGCUCUAAUCUUGAAGAAGAGUCAGCUUCUCCUGCUGAGAAUCAAUACCCUUGUGCUCCUUUGCUUAUUGAUGAUCCACCCGUCGGUAACGAAAAUGAAUCCCUACCAAGUGGAAGCUCUACACCGCGUAACCUUGGAAUCGAUAUACCUGAGAACCGCACCGCUGAACCCAGUCAUUCACACUUGUCUCAUGAACCCUCGGAAUCCCCCAAAAAACCAGGCCAUGUAGACUCUCUGGUAACAGUUUCCCUUAAUGCUCCCAAAGACAGUGAAGCACAGGCCAUGCCCACGUGCGAUGCAGCUAACAUAGAAAUUAAUUACACAUGCGACGAGGAGCAGCAGAAUGUGCUCAACCAUGAGCUCUCGGAGCAGCAACAGGCUCCUGUGGAAGAUGGGCAGCUACUGUUCCUCGAGGAGCAGCCGGCCUUACUGGAGGAGAUGCCACCGGGACCCUCGGCCGGGCCGAUUGAGGAGACUGAGAAUCGCAUAAAUGAGCAGCAGCAGGACCUGAAUCAAGAGGAGCAGCGGCCACUCCGCUGCCAGGCCAACGACGACUCCAAUAUCAACGAAAUCGCCGAGAACAAUAAUAAUGCCAACAUCGAGCGCGAACUGCAAGAUGAUGCGCUCGGGGCUCAGGAAAACGUAAAUCAAUAGACUACGGUUAGCUGAUAGGGCCAUACCCAAUAUACGAUUGCAUGUUUUUCCUCAGUUCAAAAUUGUAAAUACGUAAGGAAUGGUAAAUCAUGCUUUGGUAAUUGCGCAGAAUCGGAGCGACAACAGCCCGAGCUUAUAAUUUAUACCAUGGAUUGCGAAUAAACUUUUUACGGAUAGCAUUAGUUUUAAGUUAGAUAUACACAACUUUAUUACAUAAAUUAAUGGCUUAUAUAUUAGCAUAUGUAAGUAAUAUGUAUUGAAAUACAUAAAU